Messenger RNA from Ictalurus punctatus (channel catfish), 1543 nucleotides. RefSeq names its product blood vessel epicardial substance (gene popdc1). Lineage: Eukaryota; Metazoa; Chordata; Actinopteri; Siluriformes; Ictaluridae. Gene Ontology annotation, cellular component: sarcolemma. Bases 186 to 1208 code for a protein of 340 amino acids. The record is from RefSeq and is a predicted model, not a curated record. Gene Ontology annotation, molecular function: cAMP binding. The transcript is spliced from 8 exons.
GUGAGCUUCUUGCCCAUUUUAGUCGAUGGCUGUCAGCAGGCUGGAAUGUGCGACUCGCACUGUGCAGCCCCCUGCUCUCCUGCACUAACACACUCACACAGCGCCUUCUGUCCUAUUUCAACCACCAGAGAAUUAUUAAUAUACUUUCUUUCAACUGAGUACGAAGACGCUUAUUGCAGUUCAGAAUGUCCGUCAUGCCAGAUUUAGCCAGUUAUGGUAACUCGGAGAUGGCAGAAAAUGUUACAUCCUGUCAGGAGUGGGAGAAAGCUCAUCAUCUACUAUUCCAUCUGGGCAACCUGAGUUUAGUUGUGGGCCUGCUCAUUCCCACCACUGUGGGCCUGCACAUGAUCUUCCUCAGACUUCUACUGAUGACAGGUUGUUGCUUGUUUAUAACCUGGGCUGCUCUGUACAGGUGCACACUAGAUGUGAUGGUUUGGAAUGCCGUCUUUCUCCUAGUCAACUUCAUGCAUUUAUUCUACUUGUUGUACAAACGCAGACCUAUUAAGAUCGACCGGGAGCUGAGAUCAGUGUAUAAGCGGAUGUUUGAACCCCUGCAUGUACGUGAAGCUUUGUUCCAGAGGCUGACUGGCCAGUUCUGCACCAUCCAGACCCUUAAGAAAGGCCAGGUGUAUGCUGCUGAGGAUAAGACCUCAGUGGAUGAGCGCCUCAGCAUUCUCCUCAAGGGGAAAAUGAAGGUGUCAUAUCGUGGGCAUUUUCUUCACAACAUUUACACCAAUGCCUUUAUUGACUCUCCUGAGUUCAGAUCAACACAGCUGAACAGGGGAGAAAAGUUCCAGGUGACAAUCACAGCUGAGGAAAAUUGCAAAUACCUGUGCUGGUCUAGAGAAAGGCUGACUUAUUUUCUGGAGUCUGACUCAUUUCUGAAUGAGGUGUUCAGGUACCUUAUUGGCAAGGACAUUACUAACAAGCUGUACUCCCUGAAUGACCCCACUCUUAGUGACAAGGCAGUAAAGAAGAUGGAGAGGCAGCCAAGUUUGUGCUCCCAGCUCUCUAUGAUGCAGAUGAGAAACAGCAUGGCCAGCACCAGUGACACAGAUGACGUGCUUAAUCAGAUUCUGAGAGGCGGAUCAGAAAAAAAUCCACUUGGCAAGGCCACCACAACUAUGAAACCAAUUGAAGAAGCCAUGGAAGAUGAUGUUUUUGAAGCAUCAGCUAAUGACUCCCAAAACAACCCAGAAGAGGUGUAGGAUGAUAUAGCAGGUGAUUUGCAGUCUCAACUGAAUCUUUUACUGCAGCCUCAACUUGUUCGACCACUCUGUGAAGAUGAUGCAGACCGUUACGGAUCAGAAAUUACAUCUGGGGCUAGGUUACUAUCCUACACAUUCUCUAUGUAAUAUACAUUAUAGACAGCAUGCCCAAGCAGAGAUUCAUUUCUUGAAAGCACAGCUGCAUCUUAUCUCAGGUUGUGCUUGCUCUGGAAUGGCUUGACAAAUUCAUUGUGUUUCCACUGAGAGCAAGAGGCACAUAAGUGUGUGUGUGUGUGUGUGUGUGUGUGUGUGUGUGUGUGUGUGUGUGUGUGUGU